UGUGUUUUGUUUUCCUUUUUCAACGUCGUCCAUCCGCAGCCAGACAUCGCAAAUUCCGAAGGUGCAAAGAACAUUAUUCGCUUAUCACUGCAAUUAGUGAUAAGAACUCGGCCCCGUUACGUCGUCAUUGUUGAGCUACUGAUUGCUGCCAUUUGUGCGAUUGCAUAUCUUUGGUGUGUGGGACGUUCCGUCCGAGCAGCAGCAGCAUGGACACAGCAGCAGCUCGGACGCAAGGCGAUGGCAUGGAACACGACGCACUGACCUCGACGACGACGACCCAACCGCAGCAGCAGCAACGUCCCCUGAAUCUUCCCAUCAACUUUGACCUGGAACGCCUGCUACCUCACUCCGGAUCGAAUCCGGUGUACCGUCCAACGGAGCUGGUCACCACGACGGGCGGUGCCUCGCUGCGGCCAACCGUGCCCAAAGGGAAGAUCUUCGCGCUGGUUCCGAAGCUGGUGCAAACACACCGCACGGGUGGCCUCAAAAAUCGCGAGCCGCGCUUCGUCCCGUUCGAGCCGUACAAGGGCGCCGUCAAUCCGAUUAUUCCGUUUAAAAACAACGAAAACCGGGUCAAGGUCGGACCGGAUCGGAACAACCUGGACCUGAACGUGCUCGUUUCGCAAAUGUCCACCAUGACGAGCAAGGAGCUGCUGAAGGGCGAGGUCGUGGCCAAGCAGGAGUUUGACAACGAGAAGCAAAAGUACGAAAAGCAAAUCGAAGAUUUGCGCAAGGAACGCGACUACUUCCAGAGUCAGCUCAAGUUUCAAGCGCAGGUCAAUUCGGAACUCAAAAAUCUACUCGUCGCCGCCGUCGGCGAAGAUUUGCAAACCAAGGUGAACGUCCUAACCGAGGACAAGCUGCACCUGGCGCGAAAGUUGCUCAAUUCCGCCGAAAAUCUCUCCUCAGACCGUGAACAGAUCGAAUUUCUCGCCGGUCAAAGCGAAGUCUGGCGCAGCAAGUUCCUCGCCAGCAGCCUCAUGGUCGAAGAGCUCGCCCGGUGGAAAACGAGCCUCCUCCAGAAGAACGCCCUUCUCCUCUCCUCCAACAAGGAAAUGCUCGAGCUGACCGCCAAAGCGCGCGAACUCCAGAUCGACAUCCUCAAAAACCUCAAGUUCCUCUCGAACCAAAAAGACCUCACCCUUCCUUCCGCCAAUCUGCUCGACCUUACCGCCGAAAGUGUCAACAUCUCGCAGCGGCUCGUGCUCGCCCACUCGGCGCUCGGCAUGCCGGAACCGCUGGAACUCACCGGCCUCGAUCCAAGCUGCGAGGGCGAAAAGAUGGCCGUCCGCGCGCUGCAGCACUCGAACGAACCGCUCAUGAGCACCGACGAUGCGUUCCGUGCCAUCGUCGGCCAGGCGUUUCCGUCGAUCGCCCAGAUGAGGCAGCACGCGGCCGAGCAGGGGGAUUUUGAGCUGGUCGAGAAGCCGGUGGCAGCUGAGUGAUUGUUUUGUUUUUAUUGAGGCGUGACCGGAAGCAACGUUUUUGGCAAUAUACACACUAACAUAAAGGAAAAUCAAAAAUUUAAAAAUAUGCAUUUUUGCGUGGAACGGAAUUAAAAUGCUUUUAACACACUGUGCAGAUUGCAGUUCAAUCAUUUAUCAAUGCUAGACGUUAAGGACAUAAUAAAUCAUAAGUUUUAUUCAAUA
This is a messenger RNA of Culex quinquefasciatus (southern house mosquito), 1649 nucleotides long. RefSeq names its product golgin-45. Gene Ontology annotation, biological process: Golgi organization; Golgi to plasma membrane protein transport. Gene Ontology annotation, cellular component: Golgi membrane. Lineage: Eukaryota; Metazoa; Arthropoda; Insecta; Diptera; Culicidae. The transcript has 2 exons. The record is from RefSeq and is a predicted model, not a curated record. Bases 207 to 1445 code for a protein of 412 amino acids.